Carcharodon carcharias (great white shark) is the source of this 3261-nucleotide messenger RNA. RefSeq names its product endosialin-like. Lineage: Eukaryota; Metazoa; Chordata; Chondrichthyes; Lamniformes; Lamnidae. Gene Ontology annotation, molecular function: extracellular matrix protein binding; extracellular matrix binding; calcium ion binding. The transcript is spliced from 4 exons. The record is from RefSeq and is a predicted model, not a curated record. Gene Ontology annotation, cellular component: external side of plasma membrane; extracellular matrix. Gene Ontology annotation, biological process: cell migration. The coding region runs from base 3 to 2303 and encodes 766 amino acids.
GGAUGUGGCUGCUGGGGCUGGCGAUGCUGUGCCUGUGGCCUGCGCCCGCCGGGCAGGAGUCGGUGCCCGUGGGCGCAGUUUGUGGCCCCGAGGCGUGCUACACCGCUCACCUGCAGAGGAGGUCCUUCAGCGACGCCUGGAGGGCCUGCCGGGAGCUGGGGGGGAACCUGGCCAGCCUCAAGCGGCCGGAGGAGGCUGGGCUGGUGGAGGAGCUGCUGGUGGGCUUGCCGGUGGGCGAGGAGCGGGGGCUGUUGAAGCUGUGGCUGGGUCUGCAGCGCCAACCCCGCCAGUGCUCGCCGCACAAGGCCCUCCGCGGCUUCACCUGGAUGACCGGCGACCAGGACACCUGGUACACCAACUGGCUGCGGGCCGAGCACCCAGGCUCCUGUCCAGCUGCCCGCUGUGUGGUGCUGAGCUACGGCGCCGGCGAGUCCGGCCGUUACGCCAACUACAAGUGGCUGGACGGCUCCUGCCUGCUGGCGGUGGACGGCUACCUCUGCCGCUUUGCCUACCGGGGCAUGUGCCAGCGGAUCGAGCCGGGCGCCGGGGAGACCGUCGCCUACGCCACCCCCUUCGGCGUCACCUCCACCCGGCUGCGCCACGUCCCCUUCGGCUCAGUGGCCACCGUGUCCUGCGGGGCGCCGCUGGGCGCCCAGUCGCUGCUGUGCAUGGCGCGGGGGGGGGAGGGGGUUUCGGCGGGGGAGGAGAGGGGCUCGGGGGUGACCUGGUCACGGGAUCCCCCCUACUGCCAGGGCUCCCAGCCCCGCGGCUGGUGUGCGGUGGGCAACGGGGGCUGCCAGCACGCCUGCCUGGACGAGGGGGCCUUCUACCACUGCCGCUGCCGCGAGGGUUACCGGCUGGGGGAGGACGGGCGCUCCUGCGCCCCGCCGGACGGCUGCCCGGGCGGGUACCGGCGCGAGGGGGGCGAGUGCCGGGACGCAGACGAGUGCCUCUCGGGGCCCUGCGCCGCGGGGGAGUGCGUCAACACCGAGGGCUCCUACCUCUGCCGCUGCCCCGAGGGUUACCGGCCGGAGGGGUCCGAGUGCCUGGAUGUGGACGAGUGCCUGGGCACACCUUGCGACCAGCUCUGCGCCAACACCGAGGGCUCCUACCAGUGCUACUGCCAGGUGGGCUUCACCCUGUCCGAGGAGGACGCGGUCAGCUGCUCGGACGUGGACGAGUGCCAGUACCAGGGCACCUGUCAGCAGAUGUGCGUCAACUACCUCGGCCGCUACGAGUGCCACUGCGAGGAGGGCUACGUCCUGGACCCCGACGGCUUCUCCUGCCACCCCCACCCGCUCCCCGAGCGGCCGCCCACCCGGGGCUCAGGGCCCACCUCCCCAGCGACGGAGGGGGUGGGCGACAGGACCAGGGGGGUCACGCCCACCCCGAGCGGGGAGCCGGGAGGGAGACCCCUCCCCGUCACGGAGGCUGGCCCCGGCGAGCGGCUGGAGGGGGACCGGGCGCCCUCCGCCCCCCCGGAGGAGACCCGCCGAGCGGUCAGCGCCGGAGAGCCGGGACCCCCAGACCGGGGCCUGGGGCAGCCGGUCUGGAGGUCGAGGGAGCUCCCCGGCCGAGAGUGGACGUCCACCACCACCACCACCACCGACAAGGCCGCCGGCGCCGGAUCCAGCCCGGCGCCCACCGCAGGGGGCAUCGAGACGGGACCCCCAGACCGGGGCCUGGGGCAGCCGGUCUGGAGGUCGAGGGAGCUCCCCGGGCGAGAGUGGACGUCCACCACCACCACCGACAAGGCCGCCGGCGCUGGAUCCAGCCCGGCGCCCACCGCAGGGGGCAUCGAGCCGGGACCCCCAGACCAGGGCCUGGGGCAGCCGGUCUGGAGGUCGAGGGAGCUCCCCGGGCGAGAGUGGACGUCCACCACCACCACCGACAAGGCCGCCGGCGCCGGAUCCAGCCCGGCGCCCACCGCAGGGGGCAUCGGGGCGCCCGCUCCGGUCCCGACUGCCCCUCCCCCGGACACCCAGCUGACCACCAACGCCUCGGGGGGCCCGAACGCUCACCGCCAUUCCCGGCAGCGCAGGGAUGACCGCUGGCUCCUCAUGGCCCUCCUGGUGCCCAUCUGCGUCUUUGUGGUGGUCAUGUUGGCCCUCGCCAUCGUCUACUGCACCCGAUGUGCCUGCGGAAGGACCCGGAACAUCACCGACUGCUACCGCUGGAUCCACAACUCCUCCAAGGCAGCUGCUCCGGACGCCAACCCCACCAACAUGAACACCACAGUGUGGGAGCCUCAAGCUUCAGGACAGUUCCCGAGCAUUUGGAGGACUGAUGUCACUCACCUCUGACCCGGGUGGUUGCUGGGAGGUGCAGGUGGGAAAGCCGAUGGUAAGCACUGUACCUUGCCGGAAAUGGGAGUGAAGAUGGGGGAAUGGCGCUCGAUCGUGUGACGACUGAAGCAGACACUGCCUCCUCCUGGAGUGUUUUUGAAUUGUUAUGUACAUGGUGCUAUGAUGUUGACCACUGGCUCAGCCCCCACUGUGACUGGACUGGCCUGGAUCACACGGGCAGUAUAACAGCCCGCAGCCAAUCACGGGCCUCUCUGGACUCUUCAGAACCUCUCGCCCUCGGUCUUCCAAAUUCGCCCUUUGACCUUUCGCCGACCGCGCCCAAGGACCCAGCCAUCGCGGCCAAUGGUGUUGAAAAUGGCGCCCAGGGAGCCGGGAACGGAUCCACGUGACCGACUCCGAGCUGCGGGAGAGGGGGCUGGACCGUCACCUCAGCUAGGCCUCUGCUCGGCCACUUGACCAUAAGACAUAGGAGCAGAAAUUAGGCCAUUCGGCCCAUCGGGUCUGCUCCGCCAUUCAAUCAUGGCUGAUAAGUUUCAUUGACGGGCCAACGUCUCCGCCCUAGAAUAUUCUGGAAAACCGUCGGUCGCUUCGGACAUGGGCGCGUUAUUUAAUGCGUGUCAAGGGUCAAUAAGAUGGCGGUUUUGUGGCCUGGGGGUGCUUUGGGGAGAGAGGUUGGGAAGAUGUUGUGUGGUGUAAAACUAUAACCAAUCGCUUCCCUGUUACUGAUUUGAAUUGGACCAUCCCAGAGGCAAUCGGGAAGAGUUUGGGUGGAUUGUUCGUUUAACCCCCCCUCCAGACAUCAAUACUUCUCCUCCCCCGGAACCCAUCCAUCAUUGUCCGAUUCAUACUGGACCUAGUGGGACUAAGAUUAAAAUCAGGGUCUGUUUUCUCCCCUGUCCACUCUCGUUUUUCUGGAACGUUCUUCCGUUGUGCAGUUGGAAUAGGUUUCCCUGCA